AUGGAUCAUGACGGAACACAUAGAUUGAGCCGCGGCGACGGCACGUCUGCGGCAAACGGUUCAACGACGUUAUACCGCCUGAACUCCAACCAGAGCAGCUCCAGUGUAUUCGAAGAUGUUGAAAUGGCACACGACGAGCUCUACUCAGGCCCCGUGGCCGAAAGUUUACCCAGCAGUGUUUCUGCAUUCUCCCACCGCCGAGCCCGUGCUGGCUCGACAGCUAGCUUCACAUAUUACGAGGAGCCUGAGAUACCAGAAAGCGAGGAAGAGCCAGGCGCCUUUACCGACCUAAGUGAAAGUUUUGUUAGACGGAGCCUCAGCGAUCUUGGCGACCUCGAGUUUGGCAUCGAGGACGAGGAGGACUCAGCGGACCGAGAAUAUUUGGCAACCCACGAUGAUUACAUGUUAAGGCGUCGUUCGUCAGCACAAUCGCGAGAUUCCGUUCACGCACAUCUUCUCCGUAGAGACAGCACGGCCACUGUUGCUAGUGCUCGCGCCGAAGGGCGAAGUAGCCAGAAGAUAUACAUGGCAAACGAGGAUUUGACCAUUGUCGUAGCCGGUUUCCGGACGAGUACAGUAGGUUUUUUAAUCUACACAGCCCUGUGCUUCCUUACUGGCGGGAUCGCAUUUCUGCUCCUUCGCUGGCUGCCUCGUUGGUAUAUCGCCAUUGUUGGACGGCCCUGUUCUUUGAGGAAUUGUGAUUGGGUGGUCAUUGAAAACCAAUGGGGUGAGUUGAGCAUCAUCCAGGUCACGACCCAAGAAUAUGGUAGACCUGUCUCAUCGGUGUUUGGUAUACCGGAGAAGCCAUUUCUCAACAGCCUCGACGAUGACAACGACCCACUUAUUGACCAUCUUCGCUCGCUGGAUUACCGCUAUGUUCGACUUUAUUUUCAUCCCAUUGAAGAUAAAUUUGUUUUGUCUGCUGGGUGGAAAGAUCCGGAAUGGACAGAUGCACGACUUGUUCGAUCAGGCUUGGACAGCGACGAUAAGAUUAUACGUGAAGCCAUCUUUGGCAACAAUCUGAUCGACAUCGAACAGAAAACCAUCAGUCAAUUACUUGUAGACGAGGUCCUUCACCCCUUCUAUAUAUUUCAGAUUGGUAGCCUGAUUCUUUGGUCUCUGGACUCUUACUAUUAUUAUGCCGUAUGCAUAUUCAUCAUGUCCGUGGCUAGUAUAUCUGCGACUCUAAUCGAGACACGUGCUACAAUGCUGCGUCUUCGUGAAAUCUCCCGGUUCGAAUGCGAUGUACGAGUUCUCAGAAACGGAUUUUGGAAAUACGUGCCGUCCGGCGACCUGGUCCCAGGAGAUAUUUAUGAAUUGAGCGACCCGAACCUGUCACAGUUCCCGAGUGACAGUCUCUUACUUACCGGUGACUGUAUUGUCAAUGAGAGUAUGCUUACUGUAGGCGAGUCCGUCCCAGUUUCCAAGAUCCCCGCUACGGAUGAAACGCUAUGUUCCAUGGACCUUGCGGCUGCUUCAGUAUCCCCUGAGAUCGCACGGCAUUUUCUAUACUGUGGAACGAAAAUAAUUCGGACUAGACGACCCCAGGAGGGCGAAGAUGAAGAUGCCGUGGCUUUAGCUCUUGUUGUUAGAACAGGGUUCAACACUACUAAAGGGUCCUUGGUACGGUCCAUGCUUUUCCCCAAGCCCUCGGGUUUUAAAUUUUACCGAGAUUCCUUCAGAUACAUCAGUGUUAUGGCCAUUGUUGCCGUGCUGGGCUUUAUCAUGUCUUUUGUCAAUUUUCUAAGGCUGGAACUUGCAUGGCACUUUAUUAUUGUUCGUGCUCUUGAUUUAAUCACGAUCGUUGUACCACCUGCUCUACCGGCGACACUGACAAUUGGCACGAACUUUGCCUUAUCGCGCCUGAAGAAAAAACAAAUUUUUUGUAUCAGUCCCCAGAGAGUUAACGUGGGAGGAAAAAUCGACGUAAUGUGCUUUGAUAAAACAGGCACAUUGACAGAGGAUGGCCUCGAUGUUCUCGGACUUCGCAUCAGCCUGGGAGAAGGCGAAAAGUUCAGCGAGCUCUUGUCUCGAGCACCUGUCCUUGGAAAUAGAGGCAUCACACCCAAAAGCAAGACCACUGUCCAAGCGGCACUUUACACAAUGGCAACAUGCCACUCUCUCAGAUCAGUUGACGGAGACCUCGUUGGUGAUCCCCUGGAUCAAAAGAUGUUCGAAUUCACUGGCUGGUCGUUUGAAGAGGGAAAACAGAGAACCGUGGAGGGUGGUGAUGAUGAUGAACAAAGCGGACUGACGCCAUCGAUUGCUCGUCCACCAGAUAAUUCUACCGAGCUAGGUGUCUUGAAGUCCUUUGAGUUUAUAUCUCAACUUCGGAGAGCGAGUGUCAUUACGCGACAUUUUGGCCAAAAAAGCGGUGACAUUUUUGUCAAAGGUGCUCCCGAGGCAAUGAGAGAGAUUUGUCGCCCAGAAAGUUUUCCCGAUGGAUAUGACGACCUGCUCUCAUACUAUACUCAUAAAGGUUACCGAGUGAUUGGCUGUGCCACCAGACAUCUUCCCAAGCUUAGUUGGGUCAAGGCACAAAAAAUGACCAGGUUGGAGGUUGAGAGCAAUCUCGAUUUCGUUGGGUUCAUCAUUUUUGAGAAUAAGUUGAAACCUACAACGGAGGGUGUCUUGAAAGAACUCUUGGAUUCAAAUAUCGGUACAAUAAUGGUUACCGGAGAUAAUAUUCUAACAGCCAUCAGUGUUGCACGCGAGUCGGGAUUACUGGAUAGACAGGCACAUUGUUUUGUACCCCGAUUUGUGCGAGGAGACGCUCGUGACCCUAUGGCCGAGCUGCAGUGGGAGAGCAUUGACAACAACCGCUUUUGUCUUGACAAGCUAACCUUGCUACCGCUCCCCGCGCCACCCGAGGAAGAUGUCUCCCUCCCAUACGAUAUCUCGAACCUGCAGAACUUUUCCCUAGCCGUUAGUGGAGAGGCGUUUCGUUGGAUCGUGGAUUAUUCAUCCCCGGAUGUUUUGCAACGCGUGCUCGUCCGAGGGAAAAUAUUCGCCAGAAUGUCUCCGGACGAAAAGCAUGAACUUGUGGAAAAGCUACAAAGCAUCGACUUUUGCUGUGGUUUUUGUGGCGACGGGGCUAACGAUUGUGGUGCUUUGAAGGCCGCUGAUGUUGGCAUAUCCCUUUCUGAGGCAGAAGCUUCUGUUGCCGCUCCCUUUACGUCUCGUGUAUUCGACAUUCGGUGUGUGCCUGAAGUUAUUAGGGAGGGGAGAGCGGCACUCGUGACCAGUUUCAGUUGUUUCAAAUACAUGAGUUUGUAUUCGGCUAUACAGUUCACGUCGGUCAGCUUUCUCUAUGCUAAGGCGUCUAAUUUGGGCGAUUUUCAAUUUCUCUUUAUUGAUUUGCUUCUCAUCUUACCCAUCGCUAUAUUUAUGGGCUGGGCAGGACCAGCUCCAUUGCUUUGUCGCAAACGGCCAACCGCGGAUCUCGUCUCUCGCAAAGUUUUAACGCCCCUUCUUGGGCUCAUGGCUAUCUGCGUUCUUAUUCAAGGGGCCGCUUUUCUCGCCGUAAGAGAGCAAGCGUGGUACAAACCGCCCAAGGUCGGACAUGACGAACCAAAUAUUAAAAACUCGGAGAACACGGCACUUUUCUUGUCGUCUUGUUUUGAGUAUAUAUUAUCCGGAGUUGUAUUGAAUGCAGGGCCACCGUUCAGGCAGAAUAGUGCGAAUAACUGGCCUUUCACUCUCACUAUCGCGGCUGCGCUGAUGAUAACUGUUUACAUGGUAGUUGGCCCUGCACACUGGAUUAAGGAACUCAUGGAACUUAGUUAUAUGGAGUGGGAUUAUAAACUAUUUCUCAUUGUCUUGGGCCUGGCGUACUUUGCUUUUGCUUGGAUCUUCGAAAAGUAUUUGGCAAUGCGAUUGGCAAGAGUCAUUGGUCAUGCCAAGCAGCGAAUUACGGGAAGGGCAAAAAUGCGCAAGAAGUAUAAAGUCAUACGUGAAGAAAUGUGGAAAUAUUAA
Messenger RNA from Metarhizium brunneum ARSEF 3297, 3975 nucleotides. NCBI's taxonomy places the organism in Eukaryota, Fungi, Ascomycota, Sordariomycetes, Hypocreales, Clavicipitaceae. The record is from RefSeq and is a predicted model, not a curated record.